UAGAAAUUAUAUUGGUAAUUUUCAGAAACUUGUAAUUUAUAUAGUGAAAAUUCAAAUAAUCUGGAAGAUUCUUGUCUUUUAAAAUAUAUCCAGGGAAGUAACCGUUUGUCUGGAUGAUAAUUUCAGUUGUCUUCAUUUGAUAUUUAUGCCAUUAUGCCAGGACCAGAGACAACAAUUGUUGUUUGUGUUUGUUUAUGCUUCAUUUUCAAUUUCAAUUGUCAUUUCUUGUUGAUACCAUUCCAAUAACAUAACCUCAUACUUCAGUCACAGUGUACUCCAGAAACUCAUUUUGAAAAUAAAAUAAAUACUUUCACAUUCUAUUAAAAUGACAAAUAGUACCAACAAUAGUCCUACAAAAGAGGAUGAUACUGAGGGCAAAAACUUAAUGAAAAACCGUGAUUAUUUGUAUCGGCUAAUUAUCAGUCAACUCUUUUACGAUGGACACCAAGCAUUAGGCACGAGUUUAACAAGUGUUGUUCAAGCUGAACCACCUUGCCCUCCAAGUGAUCGAUUGUUUCAUAUUGUUUUAGCCGGACUAGAACAUGAACCAGAUCGUAAGGAUAGACCUCAAAAUGUUGGUAUUGGAAGUAAUAAUAUCGGUCCUGGAUUAGAUUUGGAGUUUGAAACAGAGAGCAAUGCUCCUGCACCAGAGCCAGCAUUAUACGAAACAGCUUAUGUAACUUCUCAUAAAGGAAACUGUAGAGCUGGGUGCUUUUCAAGUGACGGACAACUAAUUGCUACUGGGAGUGUUGAUGCAAGUAUUAAAAUCUUAGAUGUUGAUCGCAUGUUGGCAAAGUCAGCCCCUGAUGAAAUGGACCCUUCUCGUGGUGAACAACAAGGCCAUCCUGUAAUUAGAACACUCUAUGACCAUAUGGAGGAAGUUACUUGUUUAGAAUUUCACCCAAAAGAGACAAUCUUGGUUUCUGGAUCUAAGGAUAACACCAUCAAAAUGUUUGAUAUCUCCAAAGCAAGUGUAAAAAAGGCUUUUAAAACUAUAACAGAAGCUGAACCAGUUAAAGCAAUAUCUUUUCAUCCAUCAGGUGAUCAUCUCUUAGUUGCUACAAAUCAUCCUGUUGUUAGAUUAUACGAUGUCAAUACUACACAGUGUUAUGUUUGUGCUUUUCCUAGUCACCAACAUACCAAUACUGUAACAUGGGUUAAAUGGUCUCCUGAUGCUAGAGUAUUUGCUACUUGCAGUAAGGAUGGUAGUAUAAAACUUUGGGAUGGUGUCUCCAAUAGAUGUAUAAACACUUUUAUUAAAGCACAUGAUGGCUUAGAAGUGUGUUCUGUAGCAUUUUCGAAGAAUGGCAAAUAUUUAUUAUCAGCAGGAAAAAAUUCUAUCUGUAAAUUAUGGGAAUUGACAACUAGUCGAUGUCUGAUUGCAUACACUGGUGCGGGAACAACUGGUAAACAAGAAUAUGAGGCCCAAUGUGUUUUCAACCACACAGAGGAUUAUGUUCUAUUUCCGGAUGAGGCCACUACUUCUUUAUGUGCAUGGAACUCGAGAAAUGCUUCCAGGAAACAGUUGAUGUCUUUAGGACACAAUGGGGCUGUUAGACUUAUCGCCCAUUCUCCAACACAAGCUGCAUUCCUUACGUGUUCUGAUGAUUUCAGAGCUAGAUUUUGGUAUCGCAGAACACCCACUUUAUAGGGAGGGUUUAGUGAUACCUAUAGGUAUCACUAUGAUAUAUGAGAAUUAAGGGCUAGUUCCUAACUUUAUUAUCAGCUUGACAAUCCAUGAAAUGCCUUGGGUAUAAAACGUCAUAUAGAAAUGAUCCCUUUAUGAGACUAUUUCCACUUUUUAUAUCGUUACGAGGUUUAUUUUCUAUUUUGUUUGAGUUGGACCGUUAUUAUUUAAAUUUUGACUGGAGUAAGUCAAUUGUCUGUAUUCUUUAUAAUUUUGUGAAUAAAAUCUAUUAUUUCAUA
Harmonia axyridis is the source of this 1926-nucleotide messenger RNA. RefSeq names its product cleavage stimulation factor subunit 1 (gene CstF50). Gene Ontology annotation, cellular component: mRNA cleavage stimulating factor complex. Gene Ontology annotation, biological process: mRNA 3'-end processing. Bases 326 to 1651 code for a protein of 441 amino acids. Gene Ontology annotation, molecular function: protein binding; RNA binding. The transcript is spliced from 6 exons. NCBI's taxonomy places the organism in Eukaryota, Metazoa, Arthropoda, Insecta, Coleoptera, Coccinellidae. The record is from RefSeq and is a predicted model, not a curated record.